This is a messenger RNA of Oncorhynchus kisutch (coho salmon), 4934 nucleotides long. RefSeq names its product kelch-like protein 4. The transcript is spliced from 11 exons. The record is from RefSeq and is a predicted model, not a curated record. NCBI's taxonomy places the organism in Eukaryota, Metazoa, Chordata, Actinopteri, Salmoniformes, Salmonidae. Gene Ontology annotation, molecular function: protein binding. Bases 369 to 2558 code for a protein of 729 amino acids.
ACAUAGAGAGAGAGAGAGCCAUAGAGAGAAAGAGAGAGAGAGAGAGAAAGAGAGAGAGAGAGAGACAGAGAGAAGAGAGAGUUGGAGAGAGGAGGAAAAUAAGCCCAGGCACAGGGAGACAAAAGCUGCAGAGAGAGAGAAGACUGUUACCUUCUUGCCCUCCACUAAAAGAACAACGGAGGAGGAGGAGGAAGAAGACAAAAGGAGGAGGGAGGCGUACAGUACUGAACAUACUGGAACAGAAUUCAUAGGCUCCUUUUUCAUUACCCUCCUCCAUGUUUUAGGGGGAUUCUACACUAGUGCAUUUGACUGCUGCCUUCUACUUCAUCUCUAAAAAGAAAGAAAGAGAGGAAGAAAGAAAGAGGAGGAUGUCGGGGAAGAAAGAGUUUGACGUGAAACAGAUCCUCAGGCUGCGUUGGCGCUGGUUUAGUCAUUCAUCCCAGAGUUCUGCCGGUGGUGGAGGAGGAGGAGGAGGAGGUGGAGGAGGAGGUGGAGGAGGAGGAGGAGUAGGAUACCUCCAGGGGAGCUUUGAUCACAGAGGGACCCCAGUCCAGGGCAGGCUGAAGAGUCACUCCCGGGACCGAGGUGGCAGCGGAGGGGGACUCUGGAAGCAGAACAGCAACAGUCCGGUCCAUAGUAUCUUGGCCCCCACGCCUGUCUAUGUCAGAGCCAGUAAUCAAUCAUGGCACCAGCAGAACAUUAUUCAGCACCUGCAGCAGCAAGGUGGCCACGAGCUGCCUAAGAACAGCAGCUCACCUAACAACACCAGGAAGGAGGACUGCUCCAAGAGCAGCCGGGAGAAUGUGAAGAGUGUAGAGGAGUCCUCGGAGACGGAAGCAAGACACAGGAUGUGCUCCAACGGCUCAGAUGAGUUCUUCCAGGCUACAAACCACGCGGAACAGACCUUUCGCAAGAUGGAGACUUAUUUUCAGCACAAGCAGCUGUGUGAUGUUGUCUUGAUAGCAGGAGAUCAUAAGAUCCCAGCUCACAGAUUGGUCCUCAGUGCAGUAUCUGACUACUUUGCUGCCAUGUUCACCAGCGACGUGAGAGAGGCCAAACAGGAGGAGAUCAAGAUGGAGGGGGUGGAUCCAGAAGCCUUGAGAUCUCUGGUCCACUUUGCCUACACUGGUGUCCUUGAAUUGAAGGAGGAGACCAUAGAGAGUUUAUUGUCUGCAGCCUGCCUUCUGCAGCUCUCACAAGUCAUUGAGGUCUGCUGUAACUUCCUCAUGAAACAACUCCAUCCAUCUAACUGCCUGGGGAUACACUCCUUCGCUGAUGCCCAGGGAUGCAUGGAUUUGCUCAAUGUGGCCCACAACUACACUAUGGAGCACUUCAUAGAGGUGAUUCAGAACCAGGAGUUUCUCCUGCUUCCUACUGCUGAGAUCGUCAAACUCUUGGCCAGUGACGACAUAAACGUACCAGAUGAGGAGACCAUCUUCCAGGCUCUGAUGACGUGGGUGCGGUUCGACGUUGAGCAUCGCCAGCAGGACCUUGGGGUUCUCCUGGCCUACAUCCGCCUGCCUCUUCUACCUCCACAGCUCCUAGCUGACCUGGAGAACAACACGAUGUUCUCAGAUGACCUGGAAUGCCAGAAGCUUCUAAUGGAAGCCAUGAAGUACCAUCUGCUGCCAGAGCGUCGCCUCAUGUUCCAGAGCCCCAGGACUAAACCCAGGAAGUCCACCGUAGGAGUACUCUACGCUGUGGGAGGCAUGGAUGCUACCAAGGGAUCUACGACCAUAGAGAAGUAUGACCUGCGGACCAACACGUGGAUCCAGGUGGGGGUGAUGAACGGCCGGAGGCUGCAGUUCGGGGUGGCAGUGAUCGACGACAAGCUGUACGUGGUGGGGGGCCGAGACGGGCUGAAGACUUCCAACAUGGUGGAGUGUUACAACCCUUUCAACAAUGUCUGGUCCACCAUGCCUCCCAUGUCUACACACAGACACGGACUCGGUAUAACAGUGUUGGAGGGCCCCAUGUAUGCAGUAGGCGGCCAUGAUGGAUGGAGUUACCUGAAUACGGUGGAGAGGUGGGACCCCCAGGCUAGACAGUGGAACUACGUGGCAAGCAUGUCCACCCCACGCAGCACCAUGGGAGUCACCGCACUCAACGGGAAAUUGUUUGCAGUUGGCGGUCGGGACGGGAGCUCGUGUCUGCGGUCGAUGGAAUGCUUUGAUCCACACACCAACAAGUGGAGUAUGUGUGCCCCCAUGGCGAAGCGGAGAGGAGGGGUGGGUGUGGCCACGUACAACAGCUUCCUCUAUGCUGUGGGUGGUCAUGAUGCCCCGGCGUCCAACCACUGCUCCAGGCUAUCAGACUGUGUAGAGAGGUAUGAUCCCAAAACAGACACAUGGACCACGGUAUCCUCUCUGAGUGUCCCCAGGGAUGCUGUAGGUAUCUGUCUGCUAGGAGACAGGCUAUAUGCUGUCGGAGGAUACGAUGGAACGUCCUACCUGAACAGUGUUGAGUCCUAUGAUGCACAGAACAAUGAAUGGACUGAGGAGGUCAAUCUCAACAUCGGAAGGGCUGGAGCCUGUGUUGUAGUUGUGAGAAUACCUUGAGGACUACAACUCCCUACAACGCCCUGGAAUGACACACAGGAAACCGGAUAUGAUGUCACCACUGAUGUCGCUAAGAAUAUGUUUUUUUUUCUACUGUAAAGGCAAACCUAUAUUGCAUUCCUCACAAACCAUUGUUUCUAUCAACAGUGAUUUUCAUUGUCCAAGGAUUUUCUCUUUGAUUCUGAGAAUGUACUUUACCAUAUCUACGGAUCAACAAUCUACAUAGUAGUGGUUAAAAAAGUAGGAAACUCUGCCACACUCUUGUUGAUAUGGUCUGUCAGAAAAUAAUGUUUUCUAUAUGAUACAAAGAAAGAAAUGACAUUUAACCCAUAAGAGUUGAAACCCUGUCUAAGCCAGGGGAGGGGGAUUUUACGACCCAUUUAUGCCUGCUGUUAGCCAAUACAAACGCAUUGAAUAACAGAUUCACCACAUGGAACAACAGACAGGAUAGUCCCAAAACAAAAUGUCCUGUAUCUGUCUGUCCUGUAUCUGAGAGAUAUAAGAAAGAUCAGGAAGAAUUAGGUUUUUGUUUUUUUAACAUGUAUUUAACCCCCUCCUUUCUAUUUUUGUUGUUGCACUGAACAGUCUAAGCAGGUGGGGGGGGGGGGGGGGGGGGGGUCUACGAAGCUAUAUGGAAUUGUUUUAAGAAGGUCAUACCAAGGGUCAUUUAGCUAUUUUAUUUAGAAUUUUAAGACCCCUUGAAGUAUCAAAAAAUUAUUAAAAAAAAUAAAAAUUGAUUAACAUUUUUUAUUUGGCCUUACUGCUAUUAGCCAAAACAAACAUUGAAAAACAGAUUCACUACAUAGAACAAAAAAAAAUCUAAAGGAAGUUUGUUCUGAAGUGUCUUUCCUAUAUCUUAGAGGUAUAAGAAAGAAAAACAUGUGUUAUUUUUGGCACUGAACAGUCUCUAUAUACAGUAUACUUCCAAACAUUUUAUUCAACUGAUACCGGGGGACUUUCAGACGAGUCUUACGAGACAUUUACGUGGUAAUGAGAGUCUCACCUUUACACAGAUGGGUUAUAUUAGUGUGUAGCCCAAACUGUUCGAAUGCUACAGACAGCAGUUGGCAGAUCGGCUGUACCGAGUUCAGAGAAGUCCUAAGAAACUUGUGCGGGUUUGUAGAGCCAAAUGAAGAACACCAUCAUGUGUGUGAGAGUCUCAUCCUUACAUAGAGGGGUCAUAAUAGUUUGGACGUUGCAUGAGAUUUUGUGAAACAACAUGUUUGUUUUUUUGGGGGGGGGGGGUCUCAUGGUCUGACAAGCAUCAGUCUAGCUCUGUCGAAAUAGGUUAAACUGACCGAUUUUGAUUGGAGUUUGUUGUAUUAUGCUAAUUAGAUAUCCGACAGGUGCAAUUGAUACUUUUACAUUUAUACAGUACCAUUCUAUAUUUGUCUCAUCACAUAUUAAUAUUUUUUUGAUUCAUAUUCUAAAAUAUAUAUCUCUCUUUUAGCCAACUGGAAAUGAAUACCUCUCUGUUGAUAACUGGUUCAUUUCCUAUCUGGACGAAGGUGCUCUGUACCAAUGAUUUCUACUCUUGGACAAACAGUUUUUUAAGAAAGACCACUGUGAAUAAUACUGAAGAUGAUGAGUUUGUAAAGUACAACACCGGGAUGCUUUGUCAGACCAAUUUGAGGAAGUUACUCAUAAUGGAUAUCGUUUUUUUUAGAAAGGAAAGAAAUCUAAAUGACAUUUUUCAAAAUGUUUUUUCUCUUCUUUUUGUUCUCUUGGAAGCUAAAAGUUUAAAUGUUUUGUGUCAUGUUUUAAAAAUUAAGUUUACACAAUCGUGAAUAUAUAGAUAUAUCAUAUUGAUAUUUCGCAUUACUGUAAAGAUUGUUUGCAAGUUUGUCAAAAUUGCAGUCAUCUUUAUAACCUCACAUCAUUCCUAAACCAUUAUUGUCAUCUCCAGAUGUUGGUUUUUAUUAUUUUGGCAUUCUAGUUAAUAUUACGUUGUAAAUUAAACAAUAUGCCGUUCCUUUUUCCAUUUGACUUAUAAAUAUACUGUGGGCUGGUUUCCCAGACACAGAUUAAGUCUAGUCUUGUACUAAGAUACACUUUCAAUGGAGAAUCUCCAUGAAACACAUUUGUUUUUGUUUAGGCCUAGACCUCGGCUUUUAUCUGUGUCUGGGAAUCCGGCCCUGUAUGACAUUGAGAACAUUACUAAAGCUUUGAGUUACUACGUUAUCACCAUGUGUACAGACUCUUUCACAACAUGGCCUGUUGAGUUCAUCUGUAACAACAGGACUUUAUUCUGUUUACACUGAGGAUCGUUCAGCUUGGAAUAUUACAAAUAUAUUGACAUGCUCUGAGGCCAAAUGUAGAUUUUUAUCCUGAUUUUUACACUGCGUACAGAUCUAGAAAUAAAACGACUUCAUUGUC